AUGUCAAGUAAUGACCUUUUAUCCGCUAAAAGAAAUAAUGGGGAAACCAAUAUUGAAUGGAUUAAGAGGAUGAUAGAAGAUGAGCAGAUUUGUUCUAUCGAUCAUUCAGAGUUUGGAGACCCGGUGCAUGUUAGGUAUGGAGGUUCUGGGGUUGUUACAAGAGCCCAGUGGAAGAAGAGGAAUAAGGAAAUUAUCUUAAAACAAAUUGUACCUUAUGAGAGUGCAUUGGCAAAAUCGGAAAAUCAAGAGCUCGCUAAAGAGCUUAAAGCCUUUCAUUCCAUUAAAGAUUCUUUGACAAGUGAAAUAGGUCGCAAUAAUGUGAUUGAGUUUUUAGGUGUAUCAAUAAAUAAAGGGAAUUUCUUCCUCGUAUUAGAAUAUGCAGAUCUCGGUAAUCUACGUGAUUAUUUGAUGCUUAAUAAGACUUUGGAUUGGGAACGAAGGAUUAAUAUUGUACGGCAGGUCACUUGUGGAUUAUAUUUUCUACACAAAAAUGAAAUUUUACACCGUGACUUGCAUAUUGGAAACGUAGUUAUUAAAAGCGACAAAAACAGUAAAUUUGACAUUAAAGUUCUUAUUACCGACUUUGGAGUUUCCAAAGUCAUUACACGUCAAAGCGUAUCGAGUCAGGCAAUCAAAGGAUGUAUCACAUUUAUGGAUCCUUUUAUAUUAAACGCAUUAACUGCAACUUAUGGAGAAAAGUAUAACUACCCAUCUGAUAUAUAUAGCCUUGGUAUGACAAUGUAUGCAAUUUCAAAUGAUAAAUUGCUAGCAGAUGAAAAUAUCCCUGUGAUAGAAUUAGUCAAGAAAAUUAAUGGCAUACGGGAAAAUCCGAUGGCAGAUUCUACUCAAUCAUAUGUUGAUCUUUAUACGAAAUGCAUGGAUGAUGACCCUAAUAAUAGGCCUACAAUUGAAUACGUUUAUGAUUCAAUUCAUAAAGAAGAGAUUAUAUCAGGAAAAAAGUGGGGAGAGACAAUACAAUCGCAAUAG
This is a messenger RNA of Dentiscutata erythropus, 987 nucleotides long. The record is from the annotation of a GenBank genome assembly. NCBI's taxonomy places the organism in Eukaryota, Fungi, Glomeromycota, Glomeromycetes, Diversisporales, Gigasporaceae.